Centruroides sculpturatus (bark scorpion) is the source of this 715-nucleotide messenger RNA. Its product is annotated as kelch-like protein 18. Lineage: Eukaryota; Metazoa; Arthropoda; Arachnida; Scorpiones; Buthidae. The coding region runs from base 42 to 704 and encodes 220 amino acids. The transcript has 4 exons. Gene Ontology annotation, molecular function: protein binding. The record is from RefSeq and is a predicted model, not a curated record.
GUACAGUGGAAGUUUAUGAUCCAAAAGUGGAGAGAUGGCAGAUGGCAGAAGCCAUGACCAUGUUGAGAAGUCGUGUUGGUGUUUCUGUUAUGCAUAACAAACUGUAUGCUAUCGGCGGCUACAAUGGCAGCGAGAGACUCAGCACCGUUGAAGUCUUUGAUCCUAAUUCCAGAACAUGGAGUAAAGUUGCAUCUAUGAACUGUAAAAGAAGAUGGACUAUGGUGACCAGUAUGUCCAAACAUCGCAGUGCAGCAGGAGUGGUGGCUUUCGAAGGACACAUUUAUGCAUUGGGUGGACACGAUGGACUUUCUAUCUUUGAUUCCGUGGAGAGAUAUGAUCCUCAGACAGGUCAAUGGACUCCCAUGGCACCCAUGCUGACGAAACGGUGCAGAUUGGGUGUUUCUACUCUGAACGGCAAGAUAUAUGUGUGCGGUGGGUACGACGGCUCUACCUUUUUGCAAACAGCGGAAGUGUAUGAUCCGCUGACUAAACAAUGGAGUUACAUUUCACCUAUGAACGUAAUGCGUAGCAGGGUGGCCCUAGUGACUAACUGUGGGAAACUUUAUGCCAUAGGAGGAUACGACGGAGUGUCGAACCUGAGCACGGUUGAAGUAUACAAUCCCGAACUAGACCAAUGGAGUUUUGUGGCUUCUAUGUGGGCACACGAGGGUGGGGUAGGUGUGGGAGUAAUACCUGUUUUAUAAAUUUUGAUAGA